AUGUCAUGUCCGAAUAACAUAGCGCCCGGUAACUUCCUGAUGGAUUCCUUAAUGGGUGGAUCAUCUUCCUUCAGGGGUGAGGGUUAUUCCAGCAACCCCGGAAUGUACAUCCACACAGCUGCAGAGUACGGAUAUUCAGUGAUGAGAAACAUUGGGAAGGUUGGACCAUCUCCACAGUCUAAAAGAGACGAGGUUCCUCCGGGCGGUCUGCCACUCGGCGGCUUCCAGGAUGCGUCCUACCUGUCACCACAGCUGGCCACAUGGACCCCAGGCUCCAAAACCAGUAGAGACCAACAACCUGUUGCCCAGUGUUUACAACCCUGCUCGUUUCCAGCAGCAGGCAACGUCAAAGAGGAGGCGUUUUGUUGCCUUUAUCAGAAUGACAGUGGCAAUAAGGGGAAACAGACAACAGAGUCGGCCACUUACAUCCGGCUGGGGGACAAUAGCUGCAGGCCUGAACAAACCGCCUCCUCGUCCAGCGGCUGUUUCCAGGUGUACAACGGACAGAGGCCGCAGCAGGACGACCAUCAGCAGUUCCCCUCCGGAUUCUCCUUGACCCACUUGGCGACAACUGUUGAAUCAGCAGAGGAGUCGACAAUAAGGUGCAAAGCAACACAGGAGAAAAUAAACCAGGUCGGAAAGACGGAUGAGAGUCAGAGCAGGAAGGAAGAGAAAACCAAGACUGACAGCUAUGACAUAUCCGCGGAAAAGACAACGGGGAACUGGUUAAAAGCCAAAAGCGGAAGAAAGAAGCGGUGCCCUUACACAAAGCACCAGACGCUGGAGCUGGAGAAGGAGUUCUUGUUCAACAUGUAUCUGUCUCGGGAGCGCCGCCUGGAGAUCAGCCGGAGUAUCAACCUGACCGACAGACAGGUCAAGAUCUGGUUCCAAAACAGACGGAUGAAGCUCAAGAAGCUCAGCAGGGAGAGCCGCGAAAGGGACCAGAGUGCAAUUUACAACUAUUCCUGA
This is a messenger RNA of Sphaeramia orbicularis (orbiculate cardinalfish), 969 nucleotides long. RefSeq names its product homeobox C10a (gene hoxc10a). Gene Ontology annotation, molecular function: RNA polymerase II cis-regulatory region sequence-specific DNA binding; DNA-binding transcription factor activity, RNA polymerase II-specific. The coding region runs from base 1 to 969 and encodes 322 amino acids. Gene Ontology annotation, biological process: regulation of transcription by RNA polymerase II. The record is from RefSeq and is a predicted model, not a curated record. NCBI's taxonomy places the organism in Eukaryota, Metazoa, Chordata, Actinopteri, Kurtiformes, Apogonidae. The transcript has 2 exons. Gene Ontology annotation, cellular component: nucleus.